AUGCAUUUAUUUCUACAGGUCUACGUCACGGGGUUCAACUCUGGCCAGUGCGUCGGUGUGGGGUCUAACUUCAAUGACGAUGUUUCGAGCUUCGGCCCGGACCCGGGCCUUGUCUGUACUAUUUACAGCGACGCGGGAUGUGUUGGUCGCGCCACUGGCGGCAUCGUCUACCCUGGCAUCGACAAUCUGGCCGAUUACAAUAAUAACGACGCGAUGAGCUCCUUCAGCUGCACGUAA
Heterobasidion irregulare TC 32-1 is the source of this 237-nucleotide messenger RNA. RefSeq lists its product as uncharacterized. The transcript is spliced from 4 exons. Bases 1 to 237 code for a protein of 78 amino acids. NCBI's taxonomy places the organism in Eukaryota, Fungi, Basidiomycota, Agaricomycetes, Russulales, Bondarzewiaceae. The record is from RefSeq and is a predicted model, not a curated record.